Messenger RNA from Penicillium lagena, 1113 nucleotides. Its product is annotated as Gfo/Idh/MocA family protein. Lineage: Eukaryota; Fungi; Ascomycota; Eurotiomycetes; Eurotiales; Aspergillaceae. The transcript has a single exon. The record is from RefSeq and is a predicted model, not a curated record. Bases 1 to 1113 code for a protein of 370 amino acids. Gene Ontology annotation, molecular function: nucleotide binding.
AUGUCUCUCAAAGUGGCUAUCGUCGGCGCAGGACUGAUUGGUCCUCGCCAUGCACAAUCGGUGAUCUCCAACCCGUCAACAGAGCUAGUCGCCCUCGUCGACCCAGCCCCCAGCGGCAACGAGACCGCCUCACAGCUCAAGACAAACUACUACCCAUCCGUAGCCGCGCUACUGGCCUCCUCACACCGACUCGAUGCCGCAAUCGUAUGCACACCAAACCACACCCACGUCCCCAUCGCAAAGGAACUGCUCGCAGGUGGGGUCCACGUUCUCCUCGAGAAACCCGUAAGCGAUACGCUCGAGACCGGCCGAUCACUCCUGGAGUUCGCACAAGCACCAUCACGCACCCACCUCAAGCUUCUAGUCGGCCACCACCGCCGCUUUAACCCCUAUGUGCGCGCCACCAAAUCCGUCCUCGACAGCGGCUCCCUCGGCCAACCCAUCGCCAUAAACGGCCUCUGGACCCUCCACAAACCAACCUCUUACUUCGCACCCCCAGGCGACUGGCGCGCCUCCCGCACCCGCGGCGGCGGCGUCAUCCCCAUCAACCUCGUGCACGAUAUCGACCUAAUGCAUCACCUCUUUGGACCAAUCGUGCGCGUGCAAGCCGAGCGCACGCUUCCCCAACGUCCCAGGCCUCCGCACGAGGCCGACGAAGGCGCAGCGCUCACCCUGCGAUUUGCCUCCGGCGUCGUGGGGACCUUCCUAGUCUGCGAUGCUACACCGUCGCCGCAUAAUUUUGAGACCGGCACGGGCGAAAACCCUCUUAUUCCGAAGUCGACAACGGGAAGGGACGCGGAUUUCUAUCGGAUUUUUGGAUCCGAUGCGUCGCUGAGCGUGCCUGAUUUGACGCGCUGGAGCUAUGAUGGAAAUCCCGAGAAGAGCUGGGCCCAUCCGCUUACCGUUGAUACAAUUCCGUUGCCGGAUGAUGCUGCGCCGUUUGAUUUGCAGCUGGCACAUUUUGUGGAUGUUGUGAGGGGGGAUGCUACGCCUAGCUGCUCGGGUGAAGAGGGGCUUCGUGCUCUGAUUGUUUGUGAGGCUGUUCAGAGGGCAAUGGACUCCGGUCAGCCGGUUGAUAUCGAUGUGGACUUGUUGUCCAAGUCAAAUAAGUAG